Messenger RNA from Pyricularia oryzae 70-15, 1564 nucleotides. RefSeq lists its product as uncharacterized. The record is from RefSeq and is a predicted model, not a curated record. The transcript is spliced from 8 exons. Gene Ontology annotation, cellular component: extracellular region. Bases 1 to 1455 code for a protein of 484 amino acids. Lineage: Eukaryota; Fungi; Ascomycota; Sordariomycetes; Magnaporthales; Pyriculariaceae.
AUGAAGUACUCGUUCACCCUCGCCGCCCUUGCGGCCCUUGCCUUUGGCAAGGAGAUGCCCAAGGACGAGGUGCGCGCCGCGGAGCUGUACGACUCUGGUGUUAUGCACGAGAGGAUCAUGGCGGAGAAGUUCAAGCAGUUUGAUGCCAUGGCCAACGCCCGCGCUUCCCAGCUCGCCGACCCCUACGUCGAGCUGCACUUUGCACAGUGCAGGGAUGGAAAGUCGGUGCCUUUCAGGGACCAGCCUACCUUUUUCUUCCGCUGCAACAACAUGAACCUGCACCACUUCCUGCCCCACUCCAUGAUGGGCAGCCAGACGGGACAGGGUUCAUCUUCGUGGGGUUGGACUUCCGAUGACGGCAGGGAGUUUGCCAUCAUUGCACAGGCUGACGGUGCUGCUUUUGCCGAGGUUAUCCUUGGUGGCAAGCUUCGUUACCUGGGUCGUCUGCCUCAGACCCCCGGUGCCGCCGCCGCCAUCUGGAGGGAGAUCCGUGUCUUCAAGCACUACAUCGUUGUUGGCAGCGAGUCCUACAACCACCACAUCCAGAUCUUUGACCUGAAGAAGCUGCUCGACAUUGACUACCGCAGCCCGGUUGUCUUUGACGCUGCCAAAGACGUUACUGGCUUUUACGGCAACCUGCCCGAUGGACGUGCCCACAACGUCCUUGCCAACGAUGCCUCUGGCUUUGCCUACGUCGUUGGUGCCCGUCCCCGCACUUCCGAGUGCCGCAGUGGCCUCAUCUUCCUUGACCUCAAGGACCCCUCCAAGCCGGAGUUCGCUGGCUGUGCGGCCAUGGACGGCUACGUGCACGAUGCUCAGUGCCUUAUCUACAAGGGACCCCACACCAAGUACCUGGGCCGCGAGAUCUGCUACGGCUACAACGAGGACUCUCUUACCAUCUACGAUGUUACCGACAAGAAGUACCCUCAACUAGUCUCGGUCACCUCAUACGAGGGUGCCACAUACACUCACCAGGGCUGGGUUCUCGACACCGAGAACCAGGAGUUCCUGAUCCUUGACGACGAGUACGACGAGUACGACGGACGCGGCCCUGGUGCCAACGGCCACGCUACAACGUUUAUCUGGGAUAUCCGAAACCUGGAGAAGCCCAAGCAGACGGGCUACUACCAGUCUCCCCGCACCAGCAUCGACCACAACCAAUACGUCUUCGGCAACUACAGCUACCAGUCCAACUACGGCGCCGGUCUCAGCGUUCUCGACAUCUCUUCGAUUCCCCAGCAGCCCAACGGCAGCGGAGUCCGCGAGGUUGCUUGGUUCGACGUCUACCGUGAGGAUGACAACCUAGAGGGCGGCGGCUCGCUGGCAUUCGUCGGCAGCUGGUCGAGCUAUGCUGGCUUCAAGUCUGGCUACAUUCUGAUCAACACCAUUGAGCAGGGUGCAUUCCUGGUCAAGGUGCAGGACCCCGCCAAGGGAGGCGACUGGACGGCCGAGUAGGUGGCUUUUCUUUUCCGUCUACAAAGACAAGUACUGGCGAGGAUAGAAGUUUGCACUUUACCGUGUUGUCCCAGGGGAUCAGACUAAUCAAAAGCGCUUCUUUUUGCUC